AUGCGGCUGGUGCGGUGUUGUUUUUAGUGAAUAUUAUAAAUUAAAUAACUGUAAAACAUUGAGAAUGAACUCUCAAGUGAAAUCUACGUCUCUGUCCGCGGACCUGAACAAUUUUAUUUACGGUGUAUCGAAGCGCAACUUCCAGAAUGCGCCGGAACUUACGAAAAUUGGUGCUUCUCUUCUGAAGAACUUCCCAGCAGCAAGGGAUGCUGUGCUGGAGUACUUUGCUAUGGUCUUUCAUGAUGCUGUCAAUGUCUCUAUCAACCAGACAGAUUAUGAGAAUGAGUCCAAUGCAAAUGGUUCCCUAGAGAGUGUGGCUAUGAUUGGCCCGGAACUGUGUAACCUAGGGGAGUCGUGGGCCCCAUUCAUUGCUCCCUGGUGCAUCAACCUCAUUAUGGACAUUGCUACAGACAAGGCCAACUUACCUAAUGCAACUUUACAGAGCACAGAGCCAGUGAGGGUUCUUCUGGACAUAACCACACAAAACCUCACCCUAUUGAAUUCUGAUGAGAGAGCAAAAUGCAUUGACAUGAUGCUAGGAUGUCGCGCGUGCUCGUGGGCGGUGGGCUGGGUGGGGCGCGCGGAGCCGGCGCUGGUGGCGCCGCGCGCGCUGGCGCUGGCGCCCGACGCGGCGCGGCCCGUGCUGCAGCACCUGGCGCACCACCCGCCUGCGCUCGCGCACGUGCGCGCCGCGCUCGUAGACCUCUUCCAGGGUGCAAUUCGAGACGACAGCAGUGUAGACAAGAAGCGAGAUGUGAUACCCUACCUAUUAAACUUGGCAUCAAAAUCGGACAUAGUUCUAAAAGCCCUCACACAAGACAUUGAACAGACAUUGACAGACGAAGUAAUAGCUCGGCUGUGCACGCUGUGCGCCACGUACCGCCACAGCCCGGCGUGGGAGGCGGUGGGCCCCGCGGCGCUGGUGACGCUCCUUCUGCGCUGCCACGUGCACUGCCUACUGCUGCUACUGCGACACGCGCACACCAACCUGUUCUGCAACCAGUUACUGGAAUUCCUUCUACAAAAGUUGGAAUACGAGAGUUUGUUCCCGGACAAGAAUAUUGCGCUAGUGAUGAGCGCGGCUGAGGAGAUCAACACAGUCAGAGAGAAGCUGCUGACUGGCACUCAGCUCGAACAGUAUUCCCUCGCCAGGAUACUUAUACUAGUCAGUUACAAGCUCCCAUCAGAGUUCGUAAGUACGAUCAGCUACCUGCUCCAACACUCGCGUACGGACACGACACUAGCCCUUCUAGUACGCAUUAUCUCCGGCACAAUAACGAUGCACACGCCAAACGACUCGCAAGACAUCAACGUUGACACAGAGAGAUACCACAACUUCAUAAAAACCGGAGUGGAAUAUGCCUUAAGAGACGCCAUCAUGUCCGAUGAGGAAAUCAAAAAGGUCUUCAUCGAAGGAAACGUGCCGAAAGACCAGAAGACUUACCUGCACCAUUUUUGUUUGAAUAUUAUUAAAUUGUUGAGAUGGGAGAAUUCAAACCGCGUGUCCCACCUGCGCACGCGGCCCAUCGGUCGCGCGGUGGAGGCCAACCUGUACCGCGUCGGCGGGGCGCUGCAGACGUACACUUCACUGCUGCGCGAGCGCAGAGACUGCACCAUGGCCGAGCUGGGGGAGAUGCCUACUUGCCACGCGCUAGCUGAGGUUUUGGACCGCGUGGACAUGUCAGGUACGAAGGCGCCGCCGCCGAGUGUGGAGGUCAUCCUGAAGGUCGUGUACGCAACCGUCAAGUACUUCUUCCGCUGCUUGCAUGAAAAAGACACAAUGGGCAAGCUCCGCGGCGUGCAGGCGGGCUGCCGGCUGCUGCGCAAGCUGUGCGUGCACAGCAAGCUGGCGCGGGCCGUGGCGCUGCGCGAGCUGCUGGAGGCCGCCAUGUUCAGGGAGGAGCACGCCUUCGGCAGCCGCAGCCUGCACACCGCCCACGCCCACCCCAACCACAACCUGCUCAUACACCUCAACCAGAAACACGGAUAUAUAACCCAGCUGACUCAGAGCCAUACGUCAGUGUUCCACGCGGGCAUCAUCGGCUCGGGCGUGAGGCACACGAAUAGCUCGUACAGUACGUCUGUGCCAGAUAUACUCACCACCAACAACGAGCUGCUCAUGGCCGCGCUCAUGGCUUGCAUGGACGGCAACAGCGGCAUAGUAGAGGGCGCCACGUCUGUGUCACUAUUGUUGGUAGAACUGGUGUCACCUGACGUCAUGUAUAACGGCCUGCCUUGGCCCGAUGAAGACUUUACUAAGCAAGUGAGCAUAGAGCGCGAGUUGUACAUGCGCAGUGCGCUCGAGGGCAGUGCGCCUGCGCGGGCGGCGCUGAGGCGCUGUGCCGGCGCCCGGCCCGCGCUGUGUCUCGCCUCGGCGUUGCUACGAGCUACGGCUGCUACGCUGCUACACCGCCUGCGGGCUUAUCUAGAUCGUCACACGCAAUCAGCAGAGAUGGCCCGUGAGAUGGCGGCCCUGACAGAGCUACUCGCCACUAUGACCCUGGGCCAGCUGCUUCCGCAUCCGCUCAGCCACAUGUUGGAACUCGCCCCGGAGCUCACUGCUAGCGAGAUAGUGCAAGUGUUGCGCGACUGUCUGUGGAAUUACACGCGCGACAACGUGCCUUCACCCGCGCUCUUCACCUGUGAUGCCACUGGGCUCCACUGGCGCUCUCCGAGCAACAGCAAGCCGCCGGCGACAUACACGGACACGCUGCGCAUCAUCAUACAGAAACGCAUCGCCAAGCUGGGACACCUAUACCCCAUCAUGUUUCUCAACCUCGGAAAGGACGACCAGUAGGCCACUUCAAGGGGUUCAUAUCAAUGAGAUCUCUUGUAAAUACUGUAUUAUAUCACUAGUUUUAAGAAUAAAGUGCCUAUUUGGAU
Messenger RNA from Pectinophora gossypiella (pink bollworm), 2883 nucleotides. RefSeq names its product integrator complex subunit 5 (gene omd). Gene Ontology annotation, cellular component: integrator complex. Gene Ontology annotation, biological process: snRNA 3'-end processing. The record is from RefSeq and is a predicted model, not a curated record. NCBI's taxonomy places the organism in Eukaryota, Metazoa, Arthropoda, Insecta, Lepidoptera, Gelechiidae. The transcript is spliced from 17 exons. The coding region runs from base 65 to 2797 and encodes 910 amino acids.